Messenger RNA from Amoebophrya sp. A120, 1604 nucleotides. The record is from the annotation of a GenBank genome assembly. Lineage: Eukaryota; Dinophyceae; Syndiniales; Amoebophryaceae.
CGAAAUUCACAUUUGCUACUUUAUCAACAGUUCAUUUCCAACUAUACAUUUUUCCCUUUUCGAAAGGAUGAGCGAGUCCAUCGAUUUGGAAAGUGCGUCCUUUCUCGGGUCGGCUACUGCGUCUGGCGAUGAGGCUGUCACAAAAGCACUGGACGGGAAAUUCCCGCUGCCCAGGAGAAAACAAAAGGUCCAGACCGAGAGCCCAUAUCCCUAUGCGCCCAGCAGACCACUCAUGCUGGAGAUGUACGGACCACCUCCACCGGAAGGUAUAGCAAAUUUGAACGUGAGUAAGUUGUAUGUUUUACUAAUUUGCACCCAACUACAAGAAGAUCUUUGAUAAAGUAAUUCAAAUUUUGGUACGCUAGCUCUAGUACAACACACACACUGGAACUCAUCAUCCCCACACCACCAGGUUCUCCGAGCUACAAGUCCGCGCUGAUGGUGAUUAGCCAGGACGGCCCUGAGGUAUACGGUGGGCGGGUGAAGCGCAACGAGCAGACGGGGGAGGUGAUCGAGUUUAUGGGCCGGCCGGCGUACGCGGGCGGCGGCUACCCGCCGGUGAUCAUCGCGUUGACCGACCCGGAGCGGCUGCUGAAGCCCUUUCUCCACCGCUUCCCCGACCUGGUGAACGACCGCUGCACCGGGUGCGCCCAGCCGCUGCACAUGGCCGCGAUGACUCGUGUAACGCAGUACAGUGCGGAAUUUCUCUGUGACCAUGGCGCGGACGUGGAGGCACUAGAUGCGAACGGCAUGACGCCCCUGCAGAAAAUGGCAGCCAACAACUUGCCCGUCGGGGUGCGCGCACUGCUGCUCGCCGGUGCGGACAUGAACUACCGAGGAAAAACCGGGUUCACGCCGACCCAGCAGGCCGAGCGCAACGGCGCGGCCGCGGCGCUCGAGGUGCUGCGGGACGCGGAAAGGAACGCCGAUUGGCUGCAGGUCUACCGGAACGAGAAAAUUCUGUACCUAAAAGUCAACUACGCCGGCCACGUGGAGGUGAACGGCACCUACCUCCCGCAGGACCCCACGUCAGUGCCCAUGGCCUUCACGAUCUUCUGUCGCAGCGAGAACUGGGACGCGAAAACCAUGUGGCUCAAGUGGAACCAAGACCCCUGGUACAAAAACUCGGAAAACGACUGCUACAUCUACCGCAACGCCUCGGACCGUCAGUGGUGGAUCGAUUCGGCAAUUGGCAUGGGGCUCUACUCGGUUUCCGGACCCGCGCACGCACCCCCCGCGCACGGCUGGGAGAUGCUGCAAAGGGCCGCGAACACGCGAGCGCCGAUGGUCCGCACGUUUAGGGAGAAGAGAAAAAAGGUCAUCGAAAUCAAGCGACCCCCAAAAAGGCCGGCAUUGAAAGACCUGUAAAUUAUUUGAUAAUUAUCAUCUGGCGAUGAAAUUAUACUAGAGCAGCUCUCCUCCUCCUCGUGCAAAUCAAUUUCGUAUUGGUAUUCUAGUUUGAUGUUGACCCCACGCCGCACAUAGAUAUUCAUCAGUUGUACCCUGUAGACUUUCGCAUUUUCUGUGGGUCCUCGGAGCAUUGUACGUCGAUCCCGGCUGCUGAAAACCUAAGUAACCCGAAUCUGUCCCCUAUUUCACGCUGU